AAAGCAAGCACGCACGCGUUAACAGCUACUAAUUUUGGUGACAGAAAAAGUGGAAGGUCGUCUAUUUUUUUCUUAGCCCAGACAACUUUUUUAAAAAGAUGACGGAUUUGGAGUCACCUAAGAAGAAUAAUGACUGCUAUUUUUACUAUUACUCUACGUGUGCCAAGGGUGAUAGUUGCACAUUCAGACAUGAACCCUCUGCUUUGGGAUGUGAGACAAUGUGUUCCUUUUGGAAAGAAGGUAAAUGCCUUAAUGUACACUGCAACUUUCGACACAUGGAACUUAGGAAAAAUCGGAAGGUAAUACCUUGCUAUUGGGAAUCUCAACCUGUAGGAUGUCUAAAGGCGCAUUGUCCAUUUCUACAUCAAAAUCCAAGACCUUCCGAUGAAGUUAGUGUGGAGAAAUCCAAUAUAUCUGCAGAGAAAUCCAAUAAUGAUAGUGAAUCUAGUGAACGCAAGGUUACUGCUGUUGACAGUCUAGUUGUGAAUUUUGAGGAAGAAUCUGACAAUGAAUCAAUGCCAACAUUUUCUCCAUUAAAAAGCGGAAGGAUAGUGAAAGUUAAAAGUUUAGAGGAAAUUAAACUCGAGAAAAUACAGGCAGAGUCGGCUGCUUAUUAUUCAUAUUCUGAUCAAUAUCCAGCUUUUCAGCAUACCGAUAUCAAUUGUGACGACUUAAGACAGCGCAUAGUUCGAAGAGUUAUCUCCAAACAACUUCCGCAACAAAGAACCGUUAAGUUUACAGCAAAUCCUAAUGAUAAAGUACAAAUAAACAAACGCUUAAGUAACGACGAAUUGGCAGAUAUCUUAGGUGACGAAUCGUUAAGAAAAAAACAGAAAGUUAUUCAUCAGAAGGAUGAUGGAAACUUCCAAAUCGUUUUAAAUAAGUUACCAGUACCUGAAAAUAAGCCAAUGGCUGUUUCACAUAAUGAAUCUCAAGAUAAAAAACCGAAGAAGAAUGUAUCGCAUCAGAAGCCCGAACCUGUACAAGACAUCAAAGUAAAAACUUUAGCUGAAAUACGUGCGGAAAGACUUGCACGAAUGGAGGGUUUUCCUGGAGACCAAAAAAUGACGAUCGAGGAACCAGACGAAGCAGAAGUCUCAAGCACAAGUGCAGAUGAAAAUUUACAGAAAAUUUUACAUGAAGAUAAAAGUAAAAGCCAAUUAAACAGCGGUCCGAAAAGGAAAAUAAAAUUACGUAGAAGAUUAAAUAUCAGUGAGGAAGAUAUGGUUUCAACUAAUGUUAAAGAUGAAAAUGUAGUGACAAGUAAUGAGGAGAAUGUACCGAUUUCUAGAGAUUAUGAAGAAAUUUUUGUAUCAGAACAGAUUGAUAUUUCUGAUAAGCAACUGAGAGAAUCCCCAUAUAGUAGUAACUUGACGUUGACAAAACCCUCAACCUCUGACUCCGAUAAAAUGGAGGAGGACGUUCUUUUACUGGAAGACGACGAAGAAGAAUAUGAAGAUGUUACCUUAAAAGGUGAAGAUGAAUUGUUAAAUGAAUUAAAUUCGUUUAUUGAUAACUGAUUAUAUAUUUUUGCAUUUUUAGU
Molecule: messenger RNA, 1543 nt
Organism: Anoplophora glabripennis (Asian longhorned beetle)
Lineage: Eukaryota; Metazoa; Arthropoda; Insecta; Coleoptera; Cerambycidae
Product: zinc finger CCCH domain-containing protein 11A-like
Exons: 7
Coding region: 99-1520 (473 amino acids)
Molecular function (GO): metal ion binding
Source: RefSeq, a predicted model, not a curated record